Messenger RNA from Mesoplodon densirostris (Blainville's beaked whale), 8679 nucleotides. RefSeq names its product ring finger protein 150 (gene RNF150). The transcript is spliced from 7 exons. The record is from RefSeq and is a predicted model, not a curated record. NCBI's taxonomy places the organism in Eukaryota, Metazoa, Chordata, Mammalia, Artiodactyla, Ziphiidae. Bases 41 to 1369 code for a protein of 442 amino acids.
GAGCGCGCGGGGGGCGGGGAGGGGGCCCCGGCGGAUAAAGAUGGCAAUGUCUCUCAUCCAAGCGUGCCGCAGCCUGGCUCUCUCAACAUGGCUGCUUUCCUUUUGUUUCGUGCAUCUGCUCUGCCUGGACUUCACCGUGGCCGAGAAGGAAGAAUGGUACACCGCCUUCGUGAACAUCACCUACGCCGAGCCCGCGCCGGACCCCGGGGCCGGGGCGACGGGCGGCGGCGGCGGCGGCACCACAGCCGAGCUGCACACCGAGAAGACCGAGUGCGGGCGCUACGGGGAGCACUCGCCCAAGCAGGACGCCCGCGGGGAGGUGGUCAUGGCCAACUCGGCCCACGACCGCCUGGCCUGCGACCCUAACACCAAGUUCGCCGCCCCGGCGCACGGCAAGAACUGGAUAGCCCUCAUCCCCAAGGGCAACUGCACGUACAGGGAUAAGAUCCGGAACGCGUUCCUGCAGAACGCCUCCGCCGUGGUCAUCUUCAACGUGGGCUCCAACACCAACGAGACCAUCACCAUGUCCCACGCAGGUGUAGAAGACAUCGUGGCAAUAAUGAUUCCUGAGCCCAAAGGGAAGGAGAUAGUAAGCCUGCUGGAGAGAAACAUCACCGUGACGAUGUACAUCACCAUUGGAACCCGGAACUUGCAGAAAUACGUGAGCCGCACCUCGGUUGUGUUUGUCUCCAUCUCCUUCAUCGUUCUGAUGAUCAUUUCCCUCGCCUGGCUGGUCUUCUAUUAUAUCCAGAGGUUUCGAUAUGCAAAUGCCAGGGACAGGAACCAGCGCCGACUGGGAGAUGCAGCAAAGAAAGCAAUCAGCAAGCUCCAGGUCAGGACCAUCAAGAAGGGUGACAAGGAAACCGAGCCUGAUUUUGACAACUGUGCAGUUUGUAUUGAAGGGUACAAGCCCAACGAUGUGGUCCGGAUCUUGCCCUGCCGGCAUCUUUUCCACAAGUCCUGUGUUGACCCCUGGCUCCUAGACCAUCGCACCUGUCCCAUGUGCAAGAUGAACAUUCUUAAAGCCCUAGGGAUCCCGCCCAAUGCCGACUGCAUGGACGACUUGCCCACUGACUUCGAGGGAUCUCUGGGAGGUCCGUCAACCAACCAGAUCACCGGCGCAAGCGACACAACCGUAAAUGAAAGCUCAGUCACUUUGGACCCUGCUGUCCGGACCGUGGGAGCCUUGCAGGUGGUCCAGGAUACAGAUCCCACCCCGCAGGAGGGAGAAAUCAUCUUCACCACCAACAGUGAGCAGGAGCCAGCUAUAAGCAGUGAUUCUGACAUCUCGCUGAUCAUGGCAAUGGAGGUUGGACUGUCUGAUGUAGAACUUUCCACCGACCAAGACUGCGAAGAGGUGAAAUCUUGAAAUGGCGAAUAUAGAAAAAGGGGAUCAUAGGAACCAAGGGGAAGGAAGGAAGGAGUGCCCCAAGACUGGACCAGGCACAUGCACCUCCAGAACACCUUGGCGACUCCAGGGCACUCCACACAAGAAUGGUACCGAAAAGCAAUAUCCAAAGUCACGUUCAUCAGGAUGCAGUUUCUCCGUCUCUACAACAGCUCAUGGCCUUGGCACCUUUGAAGUUGAAAGCUGAUUUUCUCUCCCAUGUCCUUGUAGGCACACACUUCCGAAGUUCCUCAAACAGACUGAAAAGACACUUUUAGGGCUUCUUAGUUUCAUUUCAGUUUCUUGUUUUCCUAUUUGGGGAAUGUUGUUGAUUUCUUUGGCGCUUUCUUUUUAAGGACUAUGUGUAGUUUAUGUUCACUCUUUUGUCUUUCCUUUGAUUCACUCCAGCUUUUGUACAGAGUUCUGUUUAGAAGCAUCAGUUCCUGCUAUGACCAGUUUGUAUUCCAUCUCUGAGAUUAAUGGCCUUGACCUCUCAGCAUGAAGUGUGCAUGGCUUUAGGAAGUGCCUCAGCACCUUGAAACAGUCUAAGGCCACCUUUCGUUUAGAAUCUAAAUUCUUUUAAGUGGAUCUUGGAAAUGCCAGCUGCCAGAGACCCCAACACCAAGCUCUGAAUCUGCUGAAGCCACUGCUCAUUUUUUUCAGCUACGCACACUGGCUUCCACUUGCCAGGCUCUGUUAAGGACCCACGUGACUUUAGAAGGAAGCUCUAGAGAGGCACUUCAAUCCGUCUGAUUCUUAACAGUCUUUGGCUGAAAUUCUGAACUCACAAGUUCCCACUAGGGCAUUAGCGCCAUUCUCUGUGGCUGUAGGGCUUGUCCAUCCCUGGGACUGCAAGCCUAGUUUUCAAACGAGAUACCAUAUACUCUUCCUGAAAGCAAAAUGUCUGUUUCCCCAAGGCUACAGCAGUCUUUUGUUACCUCCACAAAUGGGUUCUGCAGGAGAUGGAAGCUUUAGAAAAGAUCCAGUCAUCUUUGGAUCCAACACAAGUGAGGGCUGCAGUAGCAUCUAGGUCUUACCUUAAUUCCAAUAUGCUUCUGUUCAACCUCGCCAGACCUUGAGGGAGGAUUUAGGUAAAUCCUUAAGCAAUUGCUUCCCAGGGCUCCCCUGAGUGCGUCUAGAUACCAAGUCAGGGGGGAGGUGUGAUCUGAUAAACCAUUUGAUCUAAAAAGUACAGCAUGGGAAUUGUUGAUGUCAAGUUUCUCCUGACUGAGAGAGACAAGGAGGGAAAGGAAACGAGGUAUCAAAGUAGAUUCUAAAAACCCACCAGUGUUUUUAAACUGUUUGUUUUUAUUCUUUUUUUGACAGAGGUGUGCUAUUUUUUUCGGUGGGCAAUUUUGUAAUACACUGAGACUACCCAGGUGCAGGGAUGACUAAGGCAGUGUGAAUAGCUUCUCUGGACCAUUAGAUGGAUCACCUCGACAUCUGCGAAAGGCCAGGCUGCUGCGUGGGUUACCUGGCAGAGAAAACUUCUCUCGCUGAGUUAUUUAUGUAUGUGAUGAGGCCCUUCUGUCUCGCUACAUGCAUACUCAUGCAAAAACAGAGUUUCGUCCUGCUGUAAGAGCUUGCUGCCUGCUGGAACACGGUGUAUGUGUCAAGGGAGACCCCUGGCUGCUCUUUUUUCACCACCUUGAACAAUUUCCUAUUUGACGCUUUCUAAGUAAGCAGCAAGGCAAGGAAAAUGAUCACCACCUUCACAAAUGUCACAUCUCUCUAGGAGUCCAACACUUGCAGUAAUGAAAUCCAGGGUCUCCAGGCAGGGAGACAUGAAGGCAGUGCCAAAUCAGGAGUCAGGAGGCGUGGAUGAGCAGCGUGCUUGCUGGGCCUCAGCUUCUCCAUCUGUAAGUGAAUGAGAUUAACGAGAUGAUGCCCAAGCCUCUUUCUGGUCUUAGGACCGCUAAUGAGCAUUUUGCCGGGGGUCCAUUUUUGACAGAGAGCUAUGACGUAUAGCAGACUUUCUACCUUGGGGAGGCACAGUUACUUGACAUGUAACGUAUAACAGCUUUUGAGAUUUGGCACUCUUGCGUGACUGAGACUAUCUAAAUGACUGAAUUUUAAGCGCAAGUAGGAGUUGUUUUGCUUUGCCUUGUUUUAAAAACCACACUUAGGGCUUCCCUGGUGGCUCAGUGGUUAAGAAUCCACCUGCCAAUGCAGGGGACACGGGUUCGAGCCCUGGUCCAGGAAGAUCCCACAUGCCGCGGAGCAACUAAGCCCGUGCACCACAACUACUGAGCCUGUGCUCUAGAGCCCGCGAGCCACAACUACCGAAGCCCGUGUGCCACAACUACUGAAGCCCGCGCACCUAGAGCCCAUGCUCCGCAACAAGAGAAGCCACCGCAGUGAGAAGCCCAUGCUCCACAACGAAGAGUAGCCCCUGCUCACCGCAACUAGAGAAAAGCCCGGGCGCAGCAACGAAGACCCAACUCAGCCAAAAAAAAAUAAAAACAAAAACCACACUUAGUCACAGAGUUUGCAGUCUCUGGAUACUUUCAAAUCCUCGUUCUCAGUGUGGAAUUCUUCGUCUCCAGGUAUUUCUUUUUCCUGGUCAGCGAAGGCCUGUACCACCGACCUCUCCUUCAGUUGGCUUUGCCCAAAACAAAUUUUGGUAUUAAGUCAAGGGGAGUUAGAAGGACAAUUCAACAGCAAAGGAAAUAUAAAUUGUAUUCCAUGCCCAGAAAGAAAAUGCCUUUUGGAUUGAUGGGUGUUCUCUCUUCCUGCCAGCGACCAGGUAGAUCAGGAAUUGGUUGCUUAUGUGCGCUGUGACCCAGCAGCCCCUAUAAGAUGCUGCAUAGGGGAUGAGGGGCCCAGCCGGCCAAUCUGAGGCCUGUGGACCUGACCCCAAGGAGGUUCUGCUGCAAACUCGCUGAGCCUAGAAGUUUCUCCUUUACCGAAGGUUUGUUUCUGAAGAAUUUUCUUAUGGCUUUGGUAGUUUUAAACAAACAACAACAAAAAAAAGUUAACUGGCAUGGGACGUGUUCAAAAAAAAAAAUGGAAACAAUCCUUCCUCCACAGCCUCCUUCACCUCCUCCCCAAAGAAGAAGAAACUCUGACCUGGGGCCCCGGUAGCUCAAAGAGUAUCAAAAGGUGUGGGAACCUUCUAGAGGUGUAUGCAGACUUGAUGUGUAUUUUUCUUUAGUGUCUAGACCAGCACCAUUCAACAGAAAUAUAGUACACGUCCCACAUGUAAUUUUCCAUUUUCUACUGGCCACAUUUUAAAAAAGCAAAGGAAACAGGUAAAAGUAAUUUUAAUAAUAUCCUUUUUAAGCCAAUAUUAUUGUUUUGACACAUAAUUAGUGUAAAAAGUAUUCAUGAAAUACUUGACGUUCUUUUUCCGUACUAAAUCUUCUAAGGGCAGUGUAUGCCUUACACUCACACACCUCUCCAUUCAGACUGGCCAUUUCUCCAGCUGUCAGCCGCAUCCCGUGGCUCGUGGCCACCUUGGACAGCGCAGGGCUAGAGCUUCUCCAACAUUCUCACAAGCUUCCCUGACCCUCACAGAGUAAAAAGGUUAAAACCUAAUUACCUCCAAAAAGACCUGGACUCCACCCAGUCCACCUAUUGAGAGGCCCAGAGAUCCAUUUGUUUUAUAAUGAGUAAAUAUGCGGACCAUCCUUUUUGAAAUUUUUGCUGCAUCUUUCUAACCACACCACUGACGUCCAUGACCAUUUUCUGUUGCUUCCUUGACCAGUUGUUUUUUUAAAAAGUCACACAAAGCAUGUUGAUUUGGUGCUGAGACAAAAUUUUAUCCUUCACUUCCACCCUUGGACUGAUGUGUGGCACUCAGGAUCCAAAGAGAAAUCCAGACUCUAGUCAUCCAACUUUACCUCAACCCCUGGUCUGCCUUCUUCCUGAUUGGCAGAAGGUCUUUUCCUGGUCCCAGGGCCCCAUAGUCCCACCACUAUAGCUAAAAUGCCUGGAUUUGGGAGGAAAAAAUGGGAAGGUACAUAUUGACUCCAAAUACAAGACUUUGUGUAGCCUUCUCAAUAGAGAUGAAGUCUUUGGGGCUUGUGACCGUCUGGUGCCAAGUUGGUGAAUUAUGACCACCUGCAACUCAGAAGCCAGAUCUCAACUUGGAAGUAAGCAUUCCCCUUAGACCCCAAGGCUGUGGGCAAGAAAAGGAGCAUCUCCAUUCCCUCAGAAAAAUUUAGAGUCCCGCCUAGGAAUUGCUACGUCCUGUGUGGCCAGUCCCUUUGGGAAGAACUGAGCCCUGAUCAUGAAUAGAGCAUAGGAAUAUUGAUUUCGUCUCUAGGGUUUGGUCACCCCUAAAAUGUCAACUCCAUCAUCUAGGCAAGGAGUGGUGGAGAGUUUGGAGAAGGUAGAAAGUUAGAAGUAGCAAAGGCACCUACCUUUUCUGACAUCACUUAGUAAUGAUCAUGACCAUGGCAUCAAAUCUUUGUCCAAAGAGGUUUUGUUUGUUUUCUUUCGAGCAUUUUCCUCAUUCUGAUGGAAACAUCCUGUAUGUUCCUGGGUCUGGAUUUGGUCAUAUCAAACCAUGGUACCCAGUAGUUAGUGCAGUUAGUGCUCUGAUAUCCCUGAAGCUGCCAUCCUUUCAGAACCAAAAAUGAUGACAGAUAGCCUAUCUUGGGAUUUUUUUACUCCCAUCAUGUUCAUCACACUUAGAUGAAAAUUCUUGCAGAGCAUAAAAAAUAAAUGGCAUUUAGUUGUCCAUUGAAUGCAUCAGCUUGACCAAAAACAAAGAAACCUCAUUCAAUCAAAACCCUUUCAGAAAACCUGAGACAGAGUCACAGCCUCAGAGGAAGGGAGGACCCAGCCCGCCCCACCCCGUGAUACUAGAUAGAGCCCCUGAGUCCAUUUCUGGUAGCGUUCUUUUAAUAGACUCCCGCUGAGAUUUCUUGUCCUUUUUUUGUCUGGGUGUGUCUCUAUCUCUGGAUCUCUCUGUCUGUCUCUUUCUUUGUACACACACCCACACACACAUCCUUUUCCCAUCUUUCAGGACAAAAAAAAAAACCUUAGCGGCUCUGGAUCUAUAGGGUUGUCACUAUUGUGAUUACCAUUUUUCCUGUUGGCAAUUUUUAAUGUGUGGCAGCAUCUAUCUUUUCGCUUCUGAUGAGGAAAACCAGUUGACUAUAAAGGCAAAUUAACUUCCUCUGUAAUGAGGUUUGCCUCAUUUUCACUUCUCAUAUCACUAAUUUUAUCACAAAUCACCUCUAGCUAUUGCCUUUUUUUUUUUAAAGGGUUCCUUGCCAGAAAAGUCUCUGAGGUAAAUAAUGGCAAGGUAACAAUUCCAGAAUGCUGUCUAAUCUCUUAUCUUCCACCUCUAGCAUUUGUGGCCUUCUUAGUUCACCACAGGCCCUCCCCACCACAGGGUUAGGAUUUCUUGGAAAAACAUGUGGGCUGUACCGUAUCCGAUGUCCACUCCUGCUUCUUAGCUUCUUGGCACGAGAGUUUGCUCUUUGUAAGUGAUCUGAGAGGCCACUUCUUCCUUAAGACUGAAAAAGAGGCCAAAAAAAAAAAAAACAUUCCCCUAAAGUGACAGACACACAGAUUCUUGUGCCCUGCAGUCACACAGAAGUCCCUCCUCUGUGCUAUUUGCAUGGCCGGGACUGAAAAGUACAUUUGAUGAUGGCAAUUAAAAGGUGGUGGGGAUACUUACCCGCAGGAAGUCAGAAAAGAGGAUGGCAGGGUAUGAACAUGGAUGCUCUUCCCGAAUCCACGAGCAUCCCCUAGCUUUAGAGAUGACCUCUUUGGGGGAAUGUGUACGUCUUAAGGAGUUUAACGCUCAUGAGUUAAACACUCCUGAUUGCAAAGAAGGUUGAGAUUACCUGAAAAAUAAAUUAACUCUGAGAAGCAGUUGUGAGUUUCUCAUCACUUACCUCUUCCUUUUGCCUGCUCCCCUCCCCGUCUCACAACUUCAGGCCCUUUGUAACAGGAACAAUAAUUUAUAAAGACCCAUAGAUCAGUAGCCAUGCUCUCCCCUUUGAGCCUUUCAAUGGCACUAAAUUAAUCAUCCCAAAACUCAAGCAGUGAUUCCAGAUCCUGGAUGUAGACCCUUAAUUAUCAAGCCCACCUGCCUUGCAUGCUUCAUGAUCAAGUGGCUUCUUCAGGAACCUCCGUGAUCAAAGUCCUUCUCAUCCUUGUGCUACUGUUAACAUUUGUACUUACUACUGAGCUAUUCUCUCUCUGGCCACCUGAUAAAUAUUUGUUGAGGAUAAUGAUAAGGCAAGAAUAUACAUCUCUUCAGAGGUUCUGCCGGUCUGAACAGAGUGAGGGAGAAAAAUCUGUGGAGAAGGUAGCUCAACCUGAGUUACCUAAAGUCAUUGCUUGACAGAAUGUCUGUGGUCUUGUCAUCCUUACUGAAGUGAAGGGCUUGGAGAAGCAGGAAACAUGUGGGGACCAUGUGUACUGUAUAAACCAAAGACCGACCACCAUCCAAAUGGACACAUGUUUCUUCCAGUGACGAGUUUAAUUUUCUCACAAUGUGCUCAUAAAUAAAAGUGAAGGUAGUUUGCUUGGUCGAAUGAAACUGUGAAAUGGGGUUUUCUCUUGCAGGCUUGUGAUUGACCUUACUAAAUCCAGAAAUCUAAAAAAAUGUAUCAUGGCCUUAGUACCGCACCAUCUUGAAAGUCUAGUGCUUAGUCCCCUAUUCCCCUCAAAAGUUUCAGACAAGUCGAGCGCUUUAUUGAACUCAGAAUAUUGUUCUCUUUGAGAAUGUGAAGAUUUUAAAUAGCCAAAGAAUUCUCAUGUAUAAGAGCUCAUUAAUUACAGCAUAUCCUGCUCUUUUGAAGAAAAUACCAAACUAUUUCCUGUAGUAAUAGAUAGUGGAGCAAUGGAAGAAGGACUAUUAACAAAAGGAUAUUUCAGUCUGUGUUUGUGUUGGCGUCUAUGGUACUUAGUGUUAAGUGGGAUGUUAUUGCAAAGGGGCAGGGUGCCCUCUGCUGGAAUUCUCGCCUUUAUUCUUUCAGCCAGCUAAUUUGACUAGGGUCACCAUUUCCUCAGCAACUAGUAGUGAUUUGCCUUUCAUUGUACAGUUUCCUCAGUAGUUGCGAAUUUGGUCCACAUUUGUCAAAAGAGGAAGGAAUGUCACAAACUCUGAAAAGUUGGAGGAGGAUCCCAUGGAAGAUCUGUCAGCAGCCCCUUUCUUCUGCAGAAUGUUGAAAGAGUAUUGGUUGCUCUGUUUGCAAAGAAGAUGCCUCUGGCUGGAAUGUUUGUGCAGAGUUAUAAGGCAAGGGCCUAAUUGUUUUGUAACGUUAUCUCAACUUUUUUCUUGUCAUAUUGCAAAGGAAGAUCAAUAAACAGACUUCUUUCAUAUGAAU